Molecule: messenger RNA, 1314 nt
Organism: Liolophura sinensis
Lineage: Eukaryota; Metazoa; Mollusca; Polyplacophora; Chitonida; Chitonidae
Product: carbohydrate sulfotransferase 11-like
Exons: 1
Coding region: 220-1314 (364 amino acids)
Biological process (GO): carbohydrate biosynthetic process
Cellular component (GO): membrane
Molecular function (GO): sulfotransferase activity
Source: RefSeq, a predicted model, not a curated record
AAAGAUAAACGAGGAUAAUGUAGCUUGGACAAUGUCUUAUAAGUAUUUUAGAAAAGCAAAAUUUCGGGCUUAUUCAUCUAAGCCGAAACAAAGUUUUCACAAAUUAUAUUUUUACGCUGUUGUUUUUGUAAUUUAAUUUUUCCACAGACGCCGUACCUAAACAGAACCAAAGUUGUUGGCGCUGUGAAUGACCAAAUCUUAGGCCGCUUGAAUUCCGGUAUGCAUCGACAACGACACGAUACCUUACUUUCCGCGUGCUCGGACAUGGACUGGCUGGAAUAUAGAGGGAACAGUUCGGAAAUGUCUGUGAGAAAUCAUCUCGUUGUCGACAGAAGAAGUAAACUCAUAUUUUGUACGAUAGAGAAAAUCGGAUCUACAUUUUGGAAACGCGUCCUUCAGAUUACAUCCGGGUUGCGACCACAGAGGAGCCCAUACGAUAUCCCAGCCGACGACGCCCACGGUAAUGCAUUAGAGACGUUUGCUGACUUGACAUUCUACGAGAUCAUGGAACUUGCCUCAUCCUACAAAAAGAUUUUGUUUGUCAGGAAUCCGUAUUACAGACUUUUUUCUUGCUACAUAGACAAAUUCUUUCUUCCUAAUACAGCGUAUUUUAAGCUUAGAGUGCACGUGGCAAAACUAUUUCCCACGAAAUACACAGAAGACGGGUGUGCACCGUUUGUCACAUUUAACCAGUUCGUCAAAUUUGUCAUUCAUUCUGUGAAAACUCACAAGUUAAUAGAUGGUCAUUUUGCGCCCAUAUACGAUCAUUGUAAGCCGUGCCAACUGAAGUAUGACAUUAUUGGUAAGAUGGAGAGUUUCGCAGCUGAUGCCCAAUAUACCAUCAAUUCUCAGAAUUUAAGCCAUCUUCUGAACGUUAACCUUAUGGAUGAUUCAAAUGACAGCGACACCAUAAUUGACAAAACCAAGCACUUGUACCAACGAAGAAAUGAGAUAGAAAAAUGCAUGCCGUUUUCAAGAGCCAUGAAACUGUUCUGGCGAGCGUUGCAGAUAAGAGGUGUGAUAGCCAAAGAAUAUGAUUUACCUGCCAGAUUUCUCUCCAACGAAUCCCUGGGUUCUAAAGACAUGAUUGAAUCUCUUCUGCACUCAAACAGGAUGGCCGAGGCUGGGAAAAGACGAGCCAACCGGGACGAAGCUGUACUAGAAGCCUACAGAACUGUAUCCGCAGAGGAUCUUAGCGAGUUUAAAAGACUAUUCAGACCAGAUUUUGAAGUGUUUGGCUAUAGCAGAGAGCUAAAUAUCAUGCCGGCCAGGGGAGAAUCUAACAAAGGGUUUUCUUUUCUGAGGAUAGAAUAA